UUAAAACUAGUAACAAGUAAACACACCACUUCUCUAACAUAUUUCCAAAAAAGUAUAAGCAUUAUAUCCAUGGCUUUACUAAGCAACCUUUGUUUUAUACUUCUCUUUGUUCUAGCACUUUGGGGCUCAUUAGCCUCGUCUCGCCUCCUCGACGACGAGCCAUCGAUGAUCAUAGAACACGAAAAAUGGAUGAAUAUUCAUGGACGAGUAUACACAAACGAUGUAGAGAAAACAAGAAGGUUUAAGAUAUUCAAUGAAAAUGUUAAACGUAUUGAACUUUUAAAUAAAAUGAAUAGAGGUUUUACCCUAGGUGUUAAUGCAUUUGCUGACUUAACCAACGAGGAGUUUCGAGCUUCUCGUACUGGUUAUAAGAAGCAAUCUAAACAGUUUGGUGUUGUGUUAAAAUCAAAAUCAAAAACUUUUAGAUAUGAAAAUGUAACUUAUGCUUCAUCAUCAACAAUGGAUUGGAGGAAAAAAGGAGCUGUUACUCCCAUCAAAGACCAAGGUGAUUGUGGUUGCUGCUGGGCAUUCUCCGCAGUAGCAUCCAUAGAGAGCCUAAACCAAAUCAAAACAGGCAACUUAGUCUCUCUCUCCGAACAAGAGCUCGUCGACUGCGACACAGAGUUCGACGAGGGUUGCGAAGGUGGCCUAAUGGACACAGCCUUCGACUUCAUCAAGCACAACGGUGGGCUAACCACCGAGGCCAAAUACCCUUACAAGGCAUCCGAUGGUAGCUGCAAUGCUAAACGAGCAACCACAGGCGCAGUCUCGAUCCACGGAUACGAGGAUGUCCCUGAGAACAAUGAGGAAGCCUUGUUUAUGGCUGUGUCACACCAGCCAGUGUCUGUUGGGAUCGAAGGCGGCGGGUUCGACUUCCAGUUCUACUCUGGUGGGGUGUUUAAGGGAGAGUGUGGGACUGAGCUUGAUCAUGCUGUGACUGUUAUAGGGUUUGGAGUUGAAGAGAAAGAUGGGAGUAAGUAUUGGUUGGUGAAGAAUUCAUGGGGGACUAAGUGGGGUGAGAAAGGUUAUAUAAGGAUUAAGAGAGGUGGUGGUGCUAAAGAAGGCCUUUGUGGUAUUGCUAUGAAAGCUUCUUAUCCAAUAUAAUUUGCCUACUGAUUUCAGGAGUCCUGAGAUCGAUUCUUACCUUGGCAAGUCGGGAUCUCCUUUAUUCCCCAAUUUAUCGAAGUUUCUCCUUACUUUAUAAAAAAAUAAUAUAUAAUUUGCCUCCUGGUGGCUGGCUUUAUAUUAUACUUCAUUUUCGAGGAAGAUUAUAUUGUUACUGUUGUAUGUGUGCAUGAUUGAUGAACUUGUAUUAUAUGGGUCUAGAUUAUGAAAUUGUGUAAUAUGUGGGGUUAGAACUUAUCUUGAUAACAGGUGAAGUAUCUUGUAUGUAUAUGUAGUAUGGAUUGAUCAAGUGUACAAAAGUUAGCUAGGUUCCAUCUACUUGUAAAUUUGGGGAUGCUUAUAUAUGUAAG
Beta vulgaris subsp. vulgaris (sugar beet) is the source of this 1475-nucleotide messenger RNA. RefSeq names its product senescence-specific cysteine protease SAG12. Bases 70 to 1104 code for a protein of 344 amino acids. Lineage: Eukaryota; Viridiplantae; Streptophyta; Magnoliopsida; Caryophyllales; Amaranthaceae. Gene Ontology annotation, molecular function: cysteine-type endopeptidase activity. Gene Ontology annotation, cellular component: lysosome. The transcript has 2 exons. The record is from RefSeq and is a predicted model, not a curated record.